CUGUGUGCUGUAACAAUAUUAUUAAAAAAAAUUAGCAAAACGUGGUCCUAUCAGGAAAAAAAUGUCCACAUUUGCAAAUACAGAUCUGCCUGGCACUUCAAAAGAUAAUUUUGAUGAUUUUUACAUCGAAGUUAAAGAGAUAGAAAAACGCGAUUCUGUUUUAACACCUAUUCAACAAAUUGAUCGUUUACUUCGUCCAGGUUCCACAUACUUCAAUCUCAACCCAUUCGAGGUUUUACAAAUCGAACCGGAGGCUACUAUCGAACAAAUCAAAAAACGUUACAGACAGCUCUCCAUAUUGGUGCAUCCAGACAAAAAUCAAGACAACAAGGAACGGGCUCAAAAGGCUUUCGACAUUGUAAAUCGGGCAUGGAAAACUUUAGAAAAUGAAACCGCACGAAAAAAGUGUUUAGACGUGUAUGAAGAAGCAAAGGAAAGGACGGACUAUAUGAUAACCGAGAAGCGUAAAAAACUCAAAAAAGAGAAUAAAUCCUUCGAAAAAAUACCCGAAGAUGAUCCAGCGAAAUACAAACACGCAAUAUACGUUAUGGCUAUGAAAUUGUUUGCCGACAUGGAACGCAGACGCCAACAAUUAGACCAACGCGAUCAAGAGGAAAGGAAAAGAAAACGUGAAGCCGAAAUCGAAGAAGAAGAAAAACGCAAAGCUGAAAAGGAAUGGCAAAAGAAUUUCGAGGAAUCGCGCCAAAGUCGUGUAAACAGUUGGCAUGACUUUCAAGCUGGGAAAACGACAAAAUCGAAAAAACAAAAACGUAUGCACGGCAUGAUGGUUCCACCAAAAUUUAAACCUGAAUCACGGUGAAUAUUUUGUGUAAGAUCGCGUAACAUUUCUUCACAUACGUAUGUGUGUGCAUACUCCAUUUCUUUUACACAAAUAUAGUUUUUAAUUUCGAUGAGUAUUUCUUUUCUCUAUUACAUUUAAGACUCAUUUUUUGGAACCUCCGACAUUUUAUGUAUUGUUCGCGCAUGUAAUUAACUUUUAUAUAAUUAAAUUUAACUAAUUGAGAAGAA
Messenger RNA from Glossina fuscipes, 1029 nucleotides. Its product is annotated as dnaJ homolog subfamily C member 8. NCBI's taxonomy places the organism in Eukaryota, Metazoa, Arthropoda, Insecta, Diptera, Glossinidae. The transcript is spliced from 4 exons. The coding region runs from base 62 to 820 and encodes 252 amino acids. Gene Ontology annotation, cellular component: nucleus. The record is from RefSeq and is a predicted model, not a curated record.